Molecule: messenger RNA, 1893 nt
Organism: Cotesia congregata
Lineage: Eukaryota; Metazoa; Arthropoda; Insecta; Hymenoptera; Braconidae
Source: the annotation of a GenBank genome assembly
AUGGCAUUUGGAAUGGCUUAUGCCAUGCUAGGAAAUGUACCUCCAGUUGUUGGAAUGUACAUGGCAUUUUUUCCAGUUUUAGUUUACAUGAUUUUUGGAACAUCUCGACACAAUUCAAUGGGAACAUUUGCAGUUGUUUGCAUGAUGACAGGAAAAGUUGUGUUAACUUACAGUAACAUUAACCAAGAUAAUUUAAAAAAAAAUACAAAUUCAUCAUUACUAAUAAAUAUCCAAGAAUCGAAUACUCCUCAGUAUUCCCCUCUAGAAGUAGCGACUGUUGUAACAUUCGGAGUCGCGAUAAUCCAAUUAAUAAUGUAUGUAUUGCGCCUCGGAUUGAUAUCAUCGUUAUUAUCUGACGCGCUUGUUAGCGGAUUUACAACAGGAGCUGCUGUUCACGUGUUUACCUCGCAAAUAAAAGAUCUAUUGGGACUGGAGCUCGUAAAACGUCGUGGAAUUCUUAAAGUUGUAUACACUUAUUAUGAUGUUUUUAAUUCAUUAGAUAAUAUAAAUGUCACUGCAACUAUAAUUUCUGGUAUUACAAUAUUAGCAAUUAUUUUUAAUAAUGAAGUUUUAAAACCUCGUGUAAGUAAACGAUGUACAUUUCCAAUCCCGAUUGAAAUGAUGGCAGUAAUAAUAGGAACAGUAGUGUCAACUAAAAUGAACCUAAAUGAAGUAUAUAAAGUCAUCACUGUAGGCCAUAUUCCUGUCGGACUUCCAGUUCCGUCACUGCCUCAAAUCUCCUUACUUCCAUCGAUAAUGAUUGAUUGUUUUGUGAUAACAAUGGUGUCAUACUCGAUAUCGAUGUCAAUGGCGCUAAUAUUUGCUCAAAAAAUGAACUACCAAGUGGACGCUAAUCAGGAAUUAAUGGCGCAAGGCUUGGGCAAUCUUGUUGGGUCUUUUUUUUCGUGUAUGCCGUUCACUGCUUCGCUGUCACGAUCUCUAGUCCAGACUGCUGUUGGUGGAAAAACCCAGCUUGCUAGUUUAGUAUCAUGUUUUUUACUUUUAUUCGUACUGCUUUGGAUUGGCCCACUUUUGGAGCCUCUACCAAGGUGCGUUUUGGCGAGUAUUAUCGUAGUCGCAUUGAAGGGUAUGUUCUUGCAAGUAAAAGACUUAAUAAAAUUUUUCAAACUCUCAGCAAGCGACGCUGCUGUAUGGAUAGCUACGUUUUUAACAGUAAUUAUUCUUGAUGUUGAAUAUGGGUUACUUGUCGGUGCUAUUUUUUGUCUUCUUAAAUUGAUAAUGCUGUCGAUGAAACCGUACACUUGUAAAUUGGCUGUUGUACCUGGAACGGAACUUUAUUUGGACACCAAUAGGCAAUUAGUUCAAGCUGCUGGUGUAGAUCCAUUAAAAAAAUCAAGUAAUAACUACAAAUCUGAAAGUAAAGAAGUAAUACCAGAGGAUACCAAAAGUUUGCAGGUACUGAUAAUAGAUUUUUCAGCGCUAAUUCAUAUUGACCCAGCUGGUGUAACGACAGUACGUGGUAUAAUUGAAGAUUAUAUAAAGAUUGGAGUUUAUGUUUACCUUGCUGGUUGCUCAGGACCUGUUUUUGAAAUGAUUAGAAAAUGUAAUUCAGUUGAAAAGGUCACUAAUGUAUUUAUGAUAUUUCCAACUGUGAAUGAUGCUGUUAAUUACGCGCGAAAUGAAAAUGACUAUGAUGGUCAAGCAAGAGCUGAAAAAUUAUCAAGGAUUAUUGUCACUCUUUUUGGAGCAGUUGGUUUGAUCUGGGGCUACGCAAUCCAAGAAUUUUCCCAAGCACUCUACAUUCUUGCUGCUGGAUGUUUAAUGGCUCUUAUAAUUACCGUACCGCCAUGGCCGAUGUACAGAAGAAAACCUCUCGAUUGGCAGAAACCACAAGCAACUGACGCUCCGCCUAAAAAUAAAAAGAAGAAAUAA